AUGGAAUUUAAUUCGAAACAUCGAAAAUUAUCAAAAAAUAAAAAUUCUGUUCGUACUCCUUCAUCCUCGAAACCCAGAUUGACCAAAAAAAAGAUAGUUACGCGAAAACGAAAAUGCGUUUGCCCCCCUGAAAAUUACUCAGUUGUAGAGUUUCCCACGAUAUGGAAUGAACUAAGACAGAACGGUCAGCUGUGCGAUGGCACUAUCGUGUGCAGGGACAUGAAAUCAAUUCGAGUGCACCGGGCGAUACUAUCUGCCGUUAGUCCAUACUUCAAAGCUAUAUUUAUCAAUUCGUUAAAGAAAGGAGAGCCUGAAGAAACGGAAAUUUUUGUCGAUGUCCCUAGCUAUUACAUGACCUUAAUCCUCGAUUAUGCCUACACAGGAACUUGCACAGUGACUGCAGAAAAUGUGGAAUAUCUAUUACCGUAUGCGGAUCAAUUUGAUGUUGUUGGUGUUAUACAGCUAUGCUGUCAGUUCCUUCUGCACGAGCUGAGGCCGCAUAACUGUCUUGGAAUAUUUAAAUUCGCAAGAUAUUAUUUCUGUAGUGAGCUAGAAAAAAAAGGAAAGUUGUAUAUAAGACAGAAUUUUAGCAGAAUACUUAAGGAAUGUAUUGAAUUUAAAUCACUUUCAUAUGAUGAAUUAGAAGAUAUUUUGAGAGACGAUGAACUAAAUGUCCGAAACGAAGAAAUAGUAUUCCAAGCAGUUAAAACAUGGGUGGAACACGAUUUGGAAAACAGAAGAAAAUGUAUUCCAACGUUACUAUUGUGUAUACGGUUCGGUCACAUCAGCUAUAAAUAUUUUAAAUCGAAAAUAUUGCAGUGGCAGCCGGUUGCUGAAGACGAGAAAUGCCAAGAAGCUUUGUAUCCAGCUGUAGUAUUCCUAACAUUAUUGGAUUCAAGGCCAGGGACAGAAGCAGAUCUAAAUGAUCCUUUGGCAAGGCCCCGAAUACCUUUUGAGAUACUUUUUGCAGUUGGUGGUUGGAGCGCUGGUAGUCCUACUAGUUUUGUUGAAACAUACGAUACAAGGGCGGACCGAUGGUUUCUGUCUAUUCAUAUGGACCUGACACCUCGAGCGUACCAUGGCCUUUGCACGUUGAACAACUUAAUUUACAUGAUUGGUGGUUUCGAUGGGAGUGAUCAUUUCAACACAGUUCGGUGCUACGACCCCGUGGCAAAUACUUGGCACGAAAGAGCCUGCAUGUAUCAGGCGCGGUGCUACGUUAGUGUGGUGGCUCAUGAUGGACUAAUCUACGCCUUGGGCGGUUACAACGGUCGAACGCGUAUGUCGUCAGUGGAGCGCUACUACCCUGACAAGAAUCAAUGGGAAAUGACUACACCGAUGAACAAACAACGCUCAGACGCCAGUGCCGCGUCUCUUGGUGGAAAGAUAUACAUCGUGGGUGGAUUUAACGGCCAAGAAGUUCUAAGUUCUGCCGAGGUGUUUGAUCCAGAUACAAAACAAUGGAGCUUCAUCAGAUCGAUGCUCAGUCCCAGAUCUGGAGUCAGCCUUAUCGCCUAUAGAGACUGCCUGUACGCACUCGGGGGAUUUAACGGAUACAGCCGGUUGAACACAGGCGAAAGGUUCAACCCACAGCGCGGCGGGGACUGGCAGGAGGUGACGGAGAUGUUCAGCGCUCGCAGUAACUUUGCUACAGUGUUACUUGACGACAUGAUCUUCGUUAUUGGAGGAUUUAAUGGGUCAACUACGAUACCCCACGUGGAGUGCUAUGAUGGUGACACGAUGGAGUGGUACGACGCUGCACCCAUGAACUUGAACCGAUCAGCGUUGAGUGCCUGUGUUUUAGCGGGCCUGCCCAACGCGCGGUCUUUCUCAUACCUCGCCAAAGCCGUGCCUGCCGCCGGCGCAGACCAGGCACACCACUCCUGA
Molecule: messenger RNA, 1887 nt
Organism: Spodoptera exigua (beet armyworm)
Lineage: Eukaryota; Metazoa; Arthropoda; Insecta; Lepidoptera; Noctuidae
Source: the annotation of a GenBank genome assembly